Messenger RNA from Patella vulgata (common limpet), 1576 nucleotides. RefSeq names its product neurogenic locus notch homolog protein 1. Lineage: Eukaryota; Metazoa; Mollusca; Gastropoda; Patellidae. The transcript is spliced from 14 exons. Gene Ontology annotation, biological process: anatomical structure development. The record is from RefSeq and is a predicted model, not a curated record. The coding region runs from base 84 to 1535 and encodes 483 amino acids. Gene Ontology annotation, cellular component: extracellular region; cell surface. Gene Ontology annotation, molecular function: signaling receptor binding.
CUAGUCUACAAAAUCUGUGAUCAGCAAAAUACAUUUUAAUUUAAUCUUUGGACCUUCAACCGGAAUAUUAGAUUAGACUGAUUAUGGUAGGAAUUAAUGUGACGCCGUUCCUUUUCUUGUGUUUUACACUUAUUUGGAACCAAGUAGAAGGUGGUUGUUCAUUGAGUUGUUUGAAUGGCGGAGUUUGUAAAACAAGGGCGACAACUGGUUCAAUACAAGCAGAAUAUUGUGAAUGUCCUAGAGUUGAUACGGACACCAUUUAUACCGGAAAUAGAUGCGAGAAAUUGAGAAUUUCAAGAAGUUGUAACAAGACAUGUCAACAUGGCGGCGAGUGUGUAUUUACGUAUGACCAGGAUUCAACUUGUAAAACAUUCCAUCAACAAUGUGACUGUCAAGAACCAUAUACUGGCGAAUUUUGUGAAAAAUAUUCUGUUGAAGUUGAAUGUAUGAAAGCUUGCCAGAAUGGUGGACGGUGUACUCUGGUUGACAAUGGUGAUAAGAGGUGUACUCGGGAUAGUUGUGUUUGUCCUACAAAUUACAGGGGAGAAUUCUGUGAGACUUAUGCCAACACCCUUGAGUGUAUCCCGCCAUGUGUAUCCGGACAAGGCGAUUGUAUUAUUAUAGAGAAUUCCAAACUAGCACCUCAUCUAACAGACAAGGCUUACUGCAAUUGUUCAUCUAAUGCUACGGGUUAUUUCUUUGGUAGCCAAUGUGGGUUUUACAGACAAAGACCUGCUGAAUGUAAUAUGACUUGUUUAAAUGGGGGAACGUGUUUAGGAUCAACCUGUAAAUGUGCUAGAAAUCUGACUGGAUUCUACAACGGUGACCAUUGUGAAAACUUCACAAGAAAUGAUGUUUGUGUGCCAUCAUGUUUUAAUGGAUAUUGCCAAUAUGGAAAAUGCCUGUGUUUCGACAAUUCCACUGGAAGAUUCUCUGGAAAGCAGUGUGAUCAAUUUGAAAGUGCAGACGAAGCCUGUAGUCCAGCGUGUGAAAAUGGUGGUGUCUGUAGCUAUGGUAGAUGUGAAUGUGAAUCUAAUUCAACUCAUCGUGUUUAUGGCUAUUAUUGUCAUCGAACUACAGAAUGCUCUCCAGAAUGUGAAAAUGGCGGUAUAUGUGGCUAUAAUGAGAAAUGUGAAUGUCCAUUUAGAUAUACCGGGGAACAAUGUCAAGAUUACGUACAGGAAUGCCCGUGUGUAAAUGGAGGAUUUUGUGCGGACAAUAAAUGCAAUUGUGUAUUUAACGAAACUGGAGUUAGUUUUGGGUUAUCAUGUCAAAUUUUCAUUCCACUAAUCCCGUGUUAUCCUGUCGCACUAAACGGUGGAUUUUGUGUGAAUGAAGUUACGGCUUGUCCCUAUGACGAGUAUGGUUAUUUCCAUGGUGACCAGUGUGUCGAGUACGGCCGCCACAGUUGCACAACGGCAUGUUUAGAUUUCCAGGAUUGUGUAGGAGACAUCUGUUCAUGCCCGUUUAAUUUGACCACGUCGCCAAGAUAUCUUACUGAAGGUCUAAGAUGCGAAACCACACGAUAUGUGUAAGGCAGACAGAAAGUGAAAUAAAGUUUCAUUAAACACCAUCA